UUUAAUAAUUUUGUUGUCUUUAAGAUAGUAAAAGUAAAUGUUACGUUUUAACUUUCUGUCCCUGUGAUAAUCUGCAUCAAUUGGGGGAAAGUUGCACUUUUCUUCUGUCCCUCUGUGGUGGGCCUUCUUUUUGCCCUACAAACACGUUCCUUUCCCAUUUACUUCCUGUCUGCUCUCAGCCUGGUCUUUCACAAUUAUUCCCUGUCUGCUCCCAUUCUUUAAUUCCCUGUAGGGUCCUAGCCUUUCCCCAUUCACUCCCUGUCUGCUCCCGCAGUAUUUCUGCUCUUACUACCUGUCUCUCACAGUCUUUUCCUGGCCAUCCCCCGUCAACAUGGAAAUUCUAUACUUAUGGGUAUCUCCUGCUGCUUCCCAGCCUGGACAGAAGAAAUGGUUGAUUUCACCACCCCAUAAAGCCCACCCCUUCCUAUUCCUCCUCAGUCUUUUCUUCUGUCCCAGCCUGGAUGCAGUAGGAGAUUGUUCCCUCUGUACUUCAGGUGAAAAUUUAUACUCACACUUAAGAUUACCGGGCACAGUUCUUAGGGAGAUUCUCUUUGCCCGAAGCCCCUAUCCUGUGUGGCAACUGCGUUGUCUGGAGGCGGAUUACGGCGGGGCUGGAUGUUGUUGCCGCAUUUGCGGUUCAAGGUGCGCUCCAGUGUGCGCGAUGACGUCAUCACUCGGCGACGGCUGAAAAUUUAAAAGUUUGGCGCUAAGUCGCAGCGCUGCCUUGGAUAUUGGCGUUUAUUCUGCCUGUGCAAAAUGGAUCCAGCUGCCCCGAAGAGGACUGCUUCCAAGGUGAUAGUUGCCUCUGCUGAAGAGCCUACUAAAAAGAGAGAUAAGCAAGAUGCUGAGAAGAGAUGCCGAGCAUGUGUUAAUAUGGCUAUGAGAGAUAAGAAAUUUUGCCAGGACUGCUUUGAUGAUUAUCUGUCUAGGCAGAUUAACCCCUCUGUGGCCAGGGAUUCUCCCCAGGAUAUGCCUAUUCCUUCAACAUCUGCCACUUUGCCUGAUCAGCAGUCUUUGAUGUCAUGGAUUAAAACUGCAGUAUCUCAAUCUCUUAAAGAGACAGUUCUCUCUAACCCAGAUUUGUCUGUAUUUAAUAGAGAUCCUUCUAUUCAGGAGGAUUCUUCGGAUGACAGCUCUUCAUCUGAUGAGGAAUUGCCUAGUGAUGAAAUUUCAGUGUUCGAUCAGAAACAUCUUACUCCCCUCAUUAGGGCUAUUAGGCGCACCUUGAAUCUGGAGGAUGCAAGUCAGCCUUCUACCUCCCUUCUAUUUUCUAAAAAAGCGAAGAUGGCUUUUCCUAUUCAUAAGGAAGUGCAGGAUUUAAUCCGUUUGGAAUGGGAGAAGAUUUCCAGGAGAAUUCCAGCGGAAAGAAGGAUUGAGAAAUUAUAUCCUUUCUCUGAUGAUAUUCAAGAUACUUUGAAUAAACCUCCUUCGGUGGAUGCUCCAGUGGCAAGAUUGUCGAGGAAGUCGGCGUUGCCGAUAGAUGAUAUAUCUGCUUUAAAAAAUCCCAUGGAUCGCCGCAUGGAAACUGAGCUGAAAAAAUGCUACAUUUCAGCAGGAGCAGCCUGUAAGCCUUCUAUUGCAUUGGUGUCAGUUACCAAGGCACUUUCCCUUUGGGCAGAAAACCUAGAGCAGGCCGUUAAAGAUCGAAUGCCCAGAGAGAAGAUUCUGGAAGGUCUUGAAGAUUUCAGGUUGGCCUCUAAUUUUUGCCUGCAAGCAUCCUUGGAUUUAGUGCAAUUGUCUGCUCGCUCAAUGUCCUUUGCUGUAGCAGCCCGUAGAGCCCUUUGGGUAAGAUCUUGGUUUGCGGAUACUGCUUCCAAAAAUUCGCUUUGCAAGAUGCCUUUUGAGGGCAAGAAAUUAUUUGGCAAGGCCUUGGACGACAUCAUAUCAAAAUCUUCUGGGGGCAAGAGUACUUUUCUGCCGCAAAGUAGAAGAUUUCCUGAUAACUUCAGGAGGCGGCCAGAAAGUUCCUUUCGAAGAAGAGAUGAUACUAGAGGAUUCAGAUUCGGAAGAGAUUUUAGAACCUCGAAUUGGCGUGCAGGCCAAACAUCUUUUAGGGCCAGAGCUAGACCUCCAAGGUCCCCCAAGUCCUCUUCAAAGGCUCAAUGACGGUCUCUCUACCCAUCCUCCUGUAGGGGCAAGACUUUUGGCCUUUCAAGGAGUAUGGGCCAAGGAGUUUACAGACACAUGGGUAGUCACUACAAUUCAAAGAGGCUACCAAUUAGAAUUUUCUUUAUAGCCUACGUUAGACCAUUUCGUUGUUUCAAACAUACCAAUAGAUCCAGAAAGAAGAGAAGUCCUUUUUCAUUAUGUUCAGCAGCUGCUGAUGAAACAAGCAGUUACAGAAGUUCCUUUCCAAGAAGAAGGAACAGGAUUCUAUUCUCCUCUUUUUCUAGUUGUCAAGGCAACAGGGGACUUUCGUCCAAUUUUGGAUCUCCGAAGAAUAAACAAAUUUCUAAAGUAUCAACCCUUCAAAAUGGAGACAUUGGCGACCAUAAAGAGGGUUAUUCAUCCAGGGGAUUGGCUGGCAUCCUUGGAUCUGAAGGAUGCCUACCUUCACGUGCCCAUUGCUUUGGAGCAUCAGAAAUUUCUGCGUUUUUUUCUUCAGGGUCGGCACUACCAAUUCCGCUGUCUCCCGUUUGGUCUAGCAACCUCGCCCAGGACCUUUACCAAGAUUCUUGUGGUAAUAAUAGCCAAGCUGAGACGGGAGAAAAUCGAAGUCUACCAUUAUCUGGACGACUUGCUGCUCGUAGCCAGAGAUCCAAAGAGCUUAUCUGCCAACCUUCAAGCGACCAGGGACACUCUGGAGAAGUUUGGGUGGAUCAUAAAUACGGCCAAGUUCUUAUACCAGUUCAGAGGAUGAUCUACCUGGGCGCUCAGUUGGAUACAGUCCUGGGCAUGGUAUCUCUUCCAUUGCGGAAGAUCCGUCAUAUUGUACUUCAGGUCGAUCAGUUGCGGGGGAGGUCCUACACCUCAGCGAGGACAUUUAUGAGUCUUUUAGGUCUCCUCACUUCAACGAUAGGUCUGGUGAGAUGGGCCAAAUGGAGGAUGAGACCGGUUCAACUUUCGUUUCUCAGGCAGUGGAAUCCAGUUGUCCAGGAUUGGUCUCGGUUAAUCCAGAUCACCGGAGAAUGCCGACAAUGUCUUGUUUGGUGGACGGUUCCGAGCAACCUUCGGAGGGGAUUCCCUCUCAAAGAACCAGUUUGGAUGGAGAUAUUUACGGACGCUUCUGGUGUAGGUUGGGGAGCUCACCUACUAGAUCACUAUGCUCAGGGAGCUUGGGAAGAGAAUCUAUCCGAGAUCCCAUCCAAUGUCCUAGAGAUCAGGGCGAUCUCACAAGCACUUCGGGCAUUCGAGAAAGUCAUCCUCGGUUCCUCAGUGAAGAUCAGGACAGACAAUGUCUCAGCUGUGGCAUAUGUCAAGGGCCAGGGAGGAACGAGGAGCAAGACCCUUCUCAGAGAGAUAACACCAAUCAUGCAGUGGGCUCAAACUCAUCUUCAAGACCUUACUGCUCAACACAUUCCGGGUGUUCAGAAUUCAUGGGCGGAUUGCCUGAGCCGUCACCAUUUACCGAAGGGAGAAUGGGAGCUGAAGCAGAAGGUUUUUCUCUGGAUAACAUCUAUUUGGGGCUGCCCGCAGAUAGAUCUGAUGGCAACAGAUCGGAAUGCCAAGCUUCCGGUCUUCUUUUCCAGAGCCCCUUGUCCAGGAGCAGCAGUACUGGAUGCCUUCUCCCAGAAUUGGAAGGAUCUAUUUGCCUAUGUGUUUCCUCCAAUACCGGUAAUACUAAGAGUAUUACAGAAGAUUAUGAAUACGAGAAUGGAAGUGAUAGCAAUUCUCCCCGACUGGCCCAGGAGGCCUUGGUAUCCGCUCUUGAGACGCCUAUCAAUUGCGGAUCCGUUGCCAAUCCCACACUCCAGGGACCUCCUACUUCAGGGUUCUCGGAAACAUCCCAAUCCAGUGAGUUUCAAGCUAGCGGCUUGGAGAUUGAGAGGAGGAUCCUGAAAGAAUAUGGUUGUUCUGACUCAGUCAUUGAGACCUUGGUUAGGGCUAGGAAGAGUAACACCAAUUCUAAGUACCAUAAGGUAUGGAGGACCUUUAGUUCUUGGGCUAUGAGUAAACUCCUGGAUCCUUUGACACCUUCAGUAGCAGUUAUAUUGGAGUUUCUCCAGGAAGGUCUUCAAAAGGGGCUGAGCCUUAGUACUUUAAAGGGUCAAGUUUCAGCUUUGUCAGCAGUUCUGGGAAAGAGAUGGUCCAAGGAACCCCUAAUAGAGAGAUUCUUUCAGGGAGUGAAAAGAAUCCGGCCUCCGACUAGGCCUCUUUUUCCUUCCUGGGAUCUUCCGCUUGUCUUAAGGGCCUUAUCGGCUGAACCUUUUGAGCCUCUGGAACAGAUAUCGCUUUGGUUACUAACCUUGAAGACUUUCUUUCUAGUAGCUAUCACGUCAGCUCGCAGAAUCUCUGAGCUCCAAGCUCUUUCUGUGGAUCCACCUUAUACAAUCUUUCAUGAGAAGAAGGUGCACCUUAGGCCAGUUCUUAAUUUUCUUCCUAAGGUGGUAUCGAAAUUUCAUAUUAAUGAGCCGAUUGUUUUGCCUUCAUUUGAGAAUCUUACAGCUUCCCAAGAGAAAGAUCUGUCGCUGGAUGUCAAGAGAUGUUUGGAAAUCUACAUCAAAAGAACAGAAAGUUUCAGGAAAUCAAGAAUGCUCUUUAUUAUUCCCGCUGGGAAAAGAAAAGGGGAGCAAGCCGCUAAGUCUACUCUAAGUUCCUGGAUAGUCAAGGCUAUAUCAAGAUCAUAUAAAGAGCAGGGCAACUCUCUUCCCAAGGGAGCUAGAGCACAUUCGGCCCGUGGUGUGGCAGCUUCUUGGGCAGCGGAAGCAGGAGCCUCCUCUGAGGACAUUUGUAGAGCAGCGACCUGGGUCACGCCCAAUACAUUCAUUAGGCAUUACAGAUUGGAUGUGAUGUCUUUUUCUCAGGCCCAGUUUGGGCAAUCUAUCCUUCUUUCAGCUACUUCUGUAUAAUAAAUUGAUCAGCAUUAAUCCCGCCCUUGUAUUGAUUGCUUGGGUAUAUCCCAUAAGUAUAGAAUUUCCAUGUUGACGGGGGAUGGCCAGGAAAAGAGAAAAUUAAAUAAUACCUACCGGAAUUUUCUUUUCCUGGCCAUCCUCCCCGUCAACAUGCCCGCCCUAUUGUGACUUUAUAAUCAGACUGAGGAGGAAUAGGAAGGGGUGGGCUUUAUGGGGUGGUGAAA
Molecule: messenger RNA, 5236 nt
Organism: Xenopus laevis (African clawed frog)
Lineage: Eukaryota; Metazoa; Chordata; Amphibia; Anura; Pipidae
Product: lamina-associated polypeptide 2-like
Exons: 2
Coding region: 3030-5009 (659 amino acids)
Source: RefSeq, a predicted model, not a curated record